CAACCACCAUUUCCUCCGUCCCUUCUGCACGUAAGGGAAGGCCGGAUCUGCACCGACUUCAUAUUAGUUUCUCGAUACAGUAGAAGCAUCGCGCCACAUUAUAACGCGAGAGCGCCAGCGCCCGUAGUGUUGAUAAUUACGCGCCUCUAGACAGUUGAUCCGAGCGUAGCCUUAGUGAAGGUGCUGUCCAUGCAAGCAGAGAGGAAAAUAGGAGCAUUGAGAGUGGGAGCAUCGAGACCGGGAGUAUUGAAAAUAGGAGUUUUGAGAUAGGAGCAUUGAUAACAGGUCCGUUCUGUAGGCGACGAUACUCCCGCCGGCCUUGCGCGAGUCGCACAACGGUCAACGGUCCUUUCUGCUGCUAACUCCGUGCGCUAAGCCGCGGCGCUAUCGAUCUAGAUUUCCGCCAUCGGUCAUUGCGUGCCGUCAGGAGCGGCGUGACUUACGGGCAGAGUAAGACGGCCCGCGGAACACAGUGUGCCGACGAGUUUCGCCAACGUCGCGUUCACAUUUCAUGGCGACAACAGGCCUCCAUUCGCGAAGUCGGGUUACCCUGCGGGUAGUCCUUUUCGCCGCGUUCCUUUCCUCGCUGGUGUCGCUAGCAACCGCCAUUCGCUUAUCGCCAGCACCCGCGCCGUCGCCAACUCCCCAACCGAACUCCGUCCCCUUGAUUGAACAGCCACUGCCAGAAUCCGUCAACCCGGCCGAUCCUCAGUCAGUAAUAGACGGACUGUUGACGGAUCCCCGUCUGUCCCGCCUACCGCCGGGGCUUCACGUCCCGAAGCGCGACACGCGGCCGUUAGUGACGGACCCGGCAUACGUGGAUUCGAUAGUAGCAGCAGAGGAGGAGCCUGUAGAGGACUUUAUAGCGGAGGAAGAGGGGGGGGCGGGCGGGGCGCAGGGGAGGGUAACGCCGAGCGAAGUGACGCCCAAGGGGACUCCCGUCUACGUCCAUAGCUCCCAGAUCGCGCCUAUGAUGGAGCUCAAGUCCGUGUGGGGCAAGACGGCGGAUCUGUCCACGUGGGUGGCGUCCAAUCCCUGCGCCACGUGGCGGCUCGUGAAUUGCUGGACGAACGGGUUCAUACGGCGCAUGGAGAUGAGCUACCAGGAGCUCUUUGCUACCCUGCCGUCCGCCAUCGGCGCGCUUACCCAGCUGGAAGAGUUCUUCGCGGUGCACAACUGGAUCUACGGCGACAUACCCGAGUCGUUCAGCAACCUCGUCAACCUUAAGAACCUGCAGCUGUACCAGAACUUCCUCAACGGCACCAUCCCUGCCUCCAUGGGGCGCAUGACCAGCCUCUACCAGCUGCAUCUGAACCUCAACUACCUCACUGGCUCUAUCCCCGACACCUUCUCCAACCUCAAGAACAUGCAGAAGUUCUACGUCCCCAGCAACCUGCUCUCGGGUCCCUUCCCCACGGUCGUGUGCACCAUGACGAGCCUCCGCCAGCUCCGCCUGAGCUACAACCGCUUCACGGGGCCGGUGGCAGGAUGUCUGAGCAUGCUGAAGAACCUCAACUACAUGUACAUUGACACCAACAAGUUCAGCGGCGUGCUGCCUUCCAGCAUCGGCACCAUCAUGCCCCUCACCAACCUGUUCAUCAACCAGAACAGCUUCAUCGGCCCUCUCCCCAUCGCCCUCACUCGCCUCACCAACCUCAACAUCCUCUUCAUGAGCAGCAACCCCUAUCUGGACGGCCCUCUGCCAGCCAACGUGGGCAGCAUGAAGAGCCUCACGGACCUGGUGGCUGAGUUCGUUCCCUUCAACGGCACCAUCCCUGCAAGCAUCUCCAAGCUCACCAAACUCUCACGCAUUCUGCUGGACAACAACCAGUUCACGGGCACCAUUCCCAACGGCAUCAGCCGCCUCAAGGAGCUCACCGUGCUAUACUUGGAGGAAAACGAACUUUAUGGCACCUUCCCUCGAGGCAUCAUGUCCCUUCCCAAGCUCAGCUUACUCAACCUGCACAACAACAUGCUAUCGGGUCCUCUCCCUACAGGCUUCCGCAACGGCACGCUGCUCUCAGCCGGCCAGUACAACCUCCACAGCAACUACUUCUACGGCCCCGCCUCCGUAACCGCAGGCGGGGUAACCGCAUGCCCGCAGGACCAGACCCGGCGCGGGGUCUUCUUCCAAUCGUCUAUCGCGUCCAACUGCCUCACCUACCCCAACACCUCGGCUUGUUACAAGGCGGGGCGGGUAGACAAGCAGGUUGGAGCCAGCACCUGCCUGAGGUUCUGCAAUGCUGGGGUGAACCCCUGUGGGGGCCACGGGGCGUGCUGGUUCACCGCGGGUGUGGCGCCUAACUGCCUGUGCGACAAGGGGUAUGUUCCCACGGAGGACAAGCAGUCCUGUAUAAAGAAGGCAAGGGGGAAGAGUAACCCUCCCAGCACCAAGCCUAGGACCUGUGGGCCCCUGGGGUUGAUCUGCAAUUAGACAGGCUGCCAACUGGGAUAUUGUGCCACUAAACUAAGAGACCCAGAAGCUACCUGCUCCAGUAGAACCUGGAACUGUUCCUGUAUUAUAUGCUGUGCUUGAAUAACUUUACGGCAUACUGUUGUUGUACUGGUAGUACUAUUAUUGAGCGCUUGGCACACGAAUAAAU
Molecule: messenger RNA, 2603 nt
Organism: Closterium sp. NIES-67
Lineage: Eukaryota; Viridiplantae; Streptophyta; Zygnematophyceae; Desmidiales; Closteriaceae
Source: the annotation of a GenBank genome assembly